UGAGAGCGAAAGCCAGAGAGCCGUUGGUAUGGCAUGUGGCGAUUGGCAGUUAUCUUUCCCGUUUCCACCUUCAAAACCAUUGUUGUGAGAGAGAGAGAGAGAGAGAGAGAGAGAGAGAAGAGCAGAAUCAGAAUUCGAAAAAGCCACACGUUCUUCACUCCCUCGCCUUUUCAGCACAAUAAACCCACCCCACAGUUUCUUCUGCUUCUCUAAUUUGUCAUGGCUGGAACUGAGUUGAGAACUUGCAAAUCGUCCGAGUAAGCCACUACCUAUUUGCCUUUUGCGUUGUGAAAACUUCCAAAAGUUCCUCAAAAUGGAAGCUUUAUCUAAGAAGACCGAACAUUUUCAAAAGAAGAAAGACGGGGUUCGCUCCUCUGGGGCCAAAACGGCUAAUUCUGAGUCGUUCACCGAUUCGAGUGCGGAGUCAAGAGAGACGAGUUCGAGUGUGUCUAGCUCCUUCGGUUCAACUGAAGAAGCUACAGCCAUCAAACCGUCCUCUUCGCCUGCUCCUCUUGGCUGGCCCAUUCGCAAGGCCACGAUUUCCAAGUGCGGCAAAUCUGAUGAAAAGGAUAACCAACCUCUUUCCCAUGAGGACAGCUCAAAAUUUAGCAGAAUCGGUUCAAAAAUGUCAGAGAUUGAUAUGAUGAAGGAAAGGUUUGCAAAGUUACUGCUUGGUGAAGAUAUGUCAGGGUCUGGAAAAGGGGUUUGCACUGCACUGGCUAUCUCAAAUGCUAUUACUAAUCUCUGUGCCACUGUAUUUGGGCAAUUAUGGAGACUAGAACCUCUGCCUGACGAAAAGAAAGCAAUGUGGCGAAGAGAGAUGGAGUGGCUUCUUUGUGUUGGUGAUCACAUUGUUGAAUUAAUUCCUUCUUGGCAAACAUUUCCUGAUGGAACCAAGCUUGAGGUAAUGACUUGCAGGCCGAGGUCAGAUCUUUUCAUUAAUCUCCCAGCUCUCCGCAAACUCGAUAACAUGCUAAUGGAAAUAUUAGACAGUUUCACCAGUACAGAGUUUUGGUACGUUGAUCAAGGAAUUGUGGCCCCAGAUGCAGAUGGGUCAGCCUCUUUCCGCAAGCCAAUGCAGAGGCAAGAGGAGAAAUGGUGGCUCCCUGUGCCUCGCGUUCCUCCUGCAGGUCUGAGCGAGAACUCCAGAAAGCAAUUGAACCACACACGAGAAUGUGCAAACCAAAUUCUGAAAGCAGCCAUGGCGAUCAACGACAGUGCUUUAGCUGAAAUGGAAGUUCCAGAGUCAUACAUAGAAGCCCUUCCCAAAAACGGAAGAAGCUGCCUGGGGGAUUUCAUAUACCGUUACAUAACAUCAGACCAGUUCUCUUCAAAGUGCCUGCUUGAUUGCCUCGACCUUUCCAACGAACACGUGGCUCUGGAGGUUGCUAACAGAGCGGAAGCCUCAAUAUAUGUGUGGCGUAGAAGGGCUCAUUCGAGGCCCCCACCUAAUCCUAGCCGUUCAACAGCAAAAUCGUCCUGGGAAAUGAUGAGAGAUUUCAUGGCUGACGGAGACAAGAGAGAAUUGCUUGCGGAAAGAGCUGAAAACUUUCUGAUAUCUUUGAAGCAGAGGUUCCCUGGUUUGACUCAAACCACCCUGGACACCAGCAAGAUCCAAUGCAACCAGGACGUGGGCAAGUCCAUUCUGGAGAGCUACUCAAGGGUAUUGGAGAGCAUGGCGUUUAACAUUCUGGCUCGUAUUGAUGAUUUGUUGUAUGUGGACGACUUGACAAAACAUUCAGACAGGUUUCCGUUAGUUUCUUCGACGGUUAGUCACAAUCCUCAGCAGAAGUUUUCUCGUCCGAUCUCAGUGUCUGUCUCAGGCACUCCUCACAAAUCAGCAGGUAGUGGCACGAAUAACUUCUCACCUGGACCACCGCUCAUAAGUCCAGCAGAGAGAACUCCUUUCAUCCGCAACAACAACAGCCUCAAACCUCAUCGUCGUGGGUUUGGGGUGAAAAGGGUGUUGUCGAAUUAUCUUGGGGUAGAGACGAAAGCCAAAAUAUGUAGCAAUUCAAGUGAAGUGAAUUGCUUGAACUCACCAAGUACUACCAGUGGAACAGAGACAGAACAUCCUGAUCAGCCAAGGGAAUCAUGUGCUCUGAAAAAAUGAACAAUAUCCAAUGUUUCCAUUGAAGGACAAGCGUGUUUAAUUAUGAAAAAAUCGUCUCUGUAUCAUCUACUGAUAUUUAUUGGUAGUUAGAGGUUGGUAGUUAUUGUUAUUGAGGUGAGUAUAUUAAGGAGGAGUUAUGAAGCAGUUCAGCUCGAAGGCAGUUGGUAUACAUGUUAUUGUAUCUAAAGUUGGCUGGAAUUGACAUUGAAUUUUAAAAGAGACUGUCGAUUAUUUGUGAGUUA
Molecule: messenger RNA, 2355 nt
Organism: Prosopis cineraria
Lineage: Eukaryota; Viridiplantae; Streptophyta; Magnoliopsida; Fabales; Fabaceae
Product: rop guanine nucleotide exchange factor 7
Exons: 7
Coding region: 314-2113 (599 amino acids)
Molecular function (GO): guanyl-nucleotide exchange factor activity
Source: RefSeq, a predicted model, not a curated record